GGUGACGGUACUUUCCCAUAUGACUAUUUACAUACAGAUCAACGGUAAAUUGAUACACACAGGCCACAGGAUACUAUACACUCUCUAGGUCUGUUAAAUAAUAGUUCAAGGCAAUCAUGACUAGGAGUACCAAGGCCGAGCAGCGUAAGUCACGACAAGGUGCCAAGCCACAUCCAAUACACUCAUCUGUCUCUUCUGUCCCACAGAAUAGUCGUACCGACAUACGCACUGACAUAGAUGCCGGUUGGGAGUAUGAGAUGACCAAGUUUCAUAUCUGUUUCCAGUUGGCAGCAAUGGGUGUGCUACUAACGUCACCAAACCAAAAUGAUGUGACGUUAUUAGUACUUAUGGUAGGGUAUCACUUUACAUUGUAUUGGCGGAUACUGAGCAAGUUUACACUGUUAUGGGAUGUGUACGUGUUUCUGGUCCCUCUUUCCGUUGCCAUGGUGAUACCAGAUUGGAUUCUAUCGCAAGAGCUGGAUAUCUUGGUGUUUCAACACAAAACAGUCCUAAUGAUUGGUACUGUACCUACAUACAUGGCUUUUAUGUGGGUUAUGCCGUUGAUUAUUACCACUCUAACGGGAGAGACGCUCACCAGGAGAGGCUACAGCAAGUGGGCAGUCAACGCAGCAAUUGUAGGCGUCCUUGCACGUUUCAUUGCAGCGGUGAAUGUGAUGCUUCUUUAUGUAGGUGCGAGUGUCACCUGUUACUUCCUGGUGGAGCGUGUUGACUACUCGACACUAUUUGAAAGAUGA
Sphaeroforma arctica JP610 is the source of this 755-nucleotide messenger RNA. RefSeq lists its product as hypothetical. Lineage: Eukaryota; Ichthyosporea; Ichthyophonida. The record is from RefSeq and is a predicted model, not a curated record. The transcript has 2 exons. The coding region runs from base 117 to 755 and encodes 212 amino acids.